AUGCCUCUGAAAUGGAAAAGCGGCUCUCCGGUCAGCUGGAAAUUCCCCGUGCCUGUGCUUAAGACCUCCAGGUCCUCCCCGCUGUCUCCAGCCUACAUCCACCAGCACUCCUUUGUGGUGUGGACCACCCACUCUCUGCUUGCUGCAUCUCCAACCUAUCACCUGACAGGAUCUCUGGUGGAGGAUGAUGAUGCUCAUAUGAAGGUUUCUCUCGGCUGUGGUGAAAUGGGUCUCUCUGCCCACCUGCAGGCCUCAAAAACGGGCAACACGCGCUUCUUCACCAGUAACACACACAGCUCAGUCGUCUUACAGGGUUUUGACCAAUUAAGGAUAGAGGGCCUGCUGUGUGAUGUCACAUUAGUUGCUGGCGACGGUGAUGAGGCGUUUCCUGUCCAUCGAGCUAUGAUGGCGUCAUCCAGCGACUACUUCAAAGCCAUGUUCACAGGUGGGAUGAAAGAGCAGGAUCUCAUGUGUAUAAAGCUGCACGGGGUGAACAGGAUCGGCCUGAAGAAGAUUAUAGACUUUAUCUACACCGCCAAACUCUCGCUCAACAUGGAGAACCUGCAGGACACACUGGAGGCAGCCAGCUUUCUGCAAAUCCUGCCCGUGCUCGACUUCUGCAAAGUGUUCCUCAUCUCCGGGGUGUCUCUGGAGAACUGUGUGGAAGUGGGCCGUAUUGCCAAUGCCUACAACCUCACAGAGGUGGACAAAUACGUCAACAACUUCAUCCUGAAGAACUUCCCUUCAUUGCUGGGCACGGGCGAGUUUGUCAAGCUGCCCUUCGAGCGCCUGGCUUUCGUCCUGUCCUCCAACAGCCUGAAGCACUGCAGCGAGCUGGACCUGUUCAAAGCUGCCUGCCGCUGGCUGCGCUACGAGGACGGCCGCAUGGACUACGCUGCUAAGCUAAUGCGCAACAUCCGCUUUCCGUUAAUGAGCCCGGCGGACCUCAUCAACCACGUACAGACAGUGGACUUCAUGCGUACGGACAACACUUGCGUCAACCUCCUGUUAGAAGCCAGCAACUACCAGAUGAUGCCGUACAUGCAGCCGGUCAUGCAGUCGGAACGGACUGCGAUCCGCUCGGACAGUUCGCACCUGGUGACACUAGGGGGCGUCCUCAGACAGCAGCUGGUCGUUAGCAAGGAAUUACGACUUUUUGACGAGAAAGCGCACGAGUGGAAGGCACUGGCGCCCAUGGACGCUCCCCGGUAUCAGCACGGCAUCGCAGUCAUUGGCAACUUCCUGUAUGUGGUGGGUGGCCAGAGCAACUACGACACUAAGGGCAAGACAGCCGUGGACACGGUGUUCCGUUAUGACCCACGCUAUAACAAGUGGAUGCAGGUGGCAUGUCUGAACGAGAAGAGAACAUUCUUUCACCUGAGCGCGCUCAAAGGGUACCUGUACGCUGUGGGAGGGAGGAACGCGGCAGGAGAGCUGGCGACAGUAGAGUGCUAUAACCCCAGGACAAACGAGUGGACAUACGUGGCGAAGAUGAAUGAACCACACUACGGUCAUGCUGGAACAGUCUAUGGAGGCUACAUGUACAUCUCGGGUGGCAUCACCCAUGACACCUUCCAGAAGGAGCUGAUGUGCUUCGACCCAGACGCAGACAAGUGGACGCAGAAGGCCGCCAUGACGACGGUACGCGGGCUGCACUGCAUGUGCACGGUGGGUGACCGACUUUACGUGAUCGGCGGAAACCACUUCCGGGGUACGAGCGACUACGACGACGUGCUGAGCUGCGAGUACUACAGCCCGGCACUGGACAUGUGGACGCCCAUCGCAGCCAUGCUGCGCGGCCAGAGCGACGUGGGCGUGGCCGUCUUCGAGAACAAGAUCUACGUGGUGGGCGGCUACUCAUGGAACAACCGGUGCAUGGUGGAGAUCGUGCAGAAGUACGAUCCGGACAAGGACGAGUGGCACAAAGUGUUCGACCUGCCAGAGUCACUGGGCGGGAUCCGAGCGUGCACACUGACCGUCUUCCCUCCGGACGACCUGUCGCUCGCCGGCUCGCCCAGCCGAGAGAGUCCGCUGUCCGCCCCCUGAGGAGUGGGCGAGAGAGAGGGGCUGAAUCCCAAUUGGCUCCCUGUUGGACAUACAGUGCACUAUUUGGGUCUUGAAAGCUGUUGUUUCAUGACCUAUCUAGUGCACUGUAGCCACUAUAGCACAAAAGGCUCCCUUUGCUACUGUGUAGGAUAUAGGGAGCAAUUUGAGAUGCAGCCAGUGAGAGAGAAACUGAAAAACAGACACUGGAGGAGACUGGUGGACAGAUGACUUGUCAGAUGGAUAGAUAAGUUUUUCUUCCUAUAUGCUCGCUCUCUCAUUCGUUCUCUCUCUCGCUGGCUGAAUCUCGAAUAGCUCCCUGCUCUCUAUAUGGUGCACUAAACUGGUGAAAUAGUACACUGUAUAUCCACACUCUCCCAGCUGAGAGCAUGCUGAGUCCCAAAUGGCUCACUAUUGGACACACAGUGCACUGUUUGGGUCUAGAAGCCAGUAUUUCAUGACCUAUGUAGUGCACUGUAUCCACUAAAGUGCACAAAUGGCUCACUGUCACUAUAUAGUAUAGGGGUCCGUUUGAGACACAGCCAAAGAGUGAGAAACUAAAAAAAACACACUUAAUGAGACUGACGGAGAAAUCUCUCUCUCUUCACUCUUUCUCUCUCUGACUGAAUAUCUAGUGGCUCUGUACUCCCUGUAUUGUGCACUACAUUAGUCAAAAUAGUUCACUGUAUAUGCACACACACUCUCAUGCUGGUCAGCUCUGCCAGUUGAGAGAGAGUGUGCUGUCCACUUACUGGGUGAACAAGGGAGUGAGUCAGAGAGAAAGAGGGAGAGAUUUUGAGUUCCAGCUGGCUCUCUUUUGGACCUAUAGUGCACUAUAUGUGUGUAGGUGCCAUUAUUUCAUUAUCUUUGUAGUGCACUAUUUUUGGGUAUGAUAUAGGGCAUAGGGAGCCAUUGAGACACUGACUAAGAUUGACGGAUGGGCAGAAAGCUUGGAUGGAUGGAUAAGUUUCGUCCAUUUCUCUUCCUCUAUGGGCUCUCUUUCUCUCUGGCUGAUCCGCAAAUGGCUGGCUACCUCCCUGCUCCCUACCUAGGGCACUCGGUAUGUCAUGAAUUAAUGGCAAAUAGUUCACUACAUGUCCACUAGGGAGCCGUUUGGGUUUCAGUCUCUCUCUCUCUCUCUCUCUCUCUCUCUCUCUCUCUCUCUCUCUCUCUCUCUCUCUCUCUCAAUUAGUGCACUACUUGGGUGAUGAUGCUGUUAUUUAAUGACCUAUAUAGUGCACUAUAUAGGGAAUAAGAAGCAGUUUGAGAUACAGCCAGAGCAAGUGAAUAACAGACUAUAGACACUGAACGAGUGAUGGAUGGACAGACGGAUGGAAUUCGAUUUGACAGAUCGAUGUCUUGUCGGAUGGAUGAGUUGGUCCGUUUCUGUUCUUCGGCGGUCUCUCUCUCUCUCUUCCCCUCUCUCUUCCCCUCUCUCUCUCUUCUCUCUCUCUCUUCUCUCUCCAGGAAAAAGACAAUGUUUGCACUUCCCCUCCCGAUUUUGUCUGAGCGGCGUCUGUGGUGAAGCCCCGCCCCUUUCCCCCACUCCUCUCCUCUUUGCGAUCUAUGCUGAAGACUCCUCAUCCCUCCAUCCCUCUCUACCUUCUCUCCUCCUCAAAUUUUACUGCGACAGGAAACACCAACCUAAUGACAUGUUGAUGUUACGUAUUUGUUUUUUAUUAUUAUUAUUAUUAUUAUUAUUAUUAUUAUUUUGUUUUUGUUUUUAUUUCUCACCUUUGGCAGGAAUAACCUUGACUUGAAAAAGAA
Molecule: messenger RNA, 3810 nt
Organism: Colossoma macropomum (tambaqui)
Lineage: Eukaryota; Metazoa; Chordata; Actinopteri; Characiformes; Serrasalmidae
Gene: klhl13
Product: kelch-like family member 13
Exons: 8
Coding region: 1-2046 (681 amino acids)
Biological process (GO): regulation of cytokinesis; protein ubiquitination
Cellular component (GO): Cul3-RING ubiquitin ligase complex
Molecular function (GO): ubiquitin-protein transferase activity; cullin family protein binding
Source: RefSeq, a predicted model, not a curated record